ACAUUUUCAUCUUUAUAUCAAGGGGUUGAUAUAUAAACGUUUGAAUUGUUUGUCGACUAGGGAGCUGAUCACAACGUUACUUUAACGUUUGUAUAAACAACCCAACGCUACUCAUAACAUUAAUAUAUCAAAAACGGAUCUGAAGAUUUCUUGAGAAUGGAAUGGAUACCGCUCGCGCUUACAUUUGUGACAGCUGUCUGUUUUCACAGAAGUCAAGGUUGUACUUGUAUGACAAGCAAAGACCUUGCGGACUACUACUGUGAUGAUUACACGGAGUUGAUCCUCCGAGGAGAAGUCUUAAACAGUACAGUAGUAGAAAGUAACUACCCGUGGGCCGACAUUGUGUCCUACGCCUUUGAAAUAACGAGCGUCAUCAAAGCUGAAGGAAAUUCCAGCAGGUUAGUUGAGGGGAAAAGCAUCGUUGACAUUAACGCAAAUACAAAUGAAGCUAUGUGUGGUACAAGACUAACACUCGGGGUGGAGUACGUUAUAGCAUUCGGCGCUUCCCUACAUAUAAAUCUGUGCAACUGGAAGCGACCUGUCCUGGAUUUGCAACCAUCGGAUCUAGAAUUAUCUGAAGAUGCAUUCUUCAACUGCGCAGCAAGAAGCUGUAGGCCCACCGCAGACAACAGUUUAGAGUGCUGUCGACGGGCACGGCUAGGAGAAGUAUCCUGUUUACACUACCCAUUUUGUUAUACAGAACUUGAUGGAGAGAUGACUCAUUGCUGUGCUAUUUUAACCGACGGAACGGUCGAAUGUGUUGAUUAUCCAGGUCUGUUACUGAAGAAGUGAUCAAACGACCGAGGCGACUCGUUGACUGUCUGCAGUACCAUAAUUAUGUAGUUGUUGACGAAUAUUUGUAACAUUUAAUAAAACUACAACUGCAGAGUCA
Pecten maximus is the source of this 892-nucleotide messenger RNA. RefSeq lists its product as uncharacterized. The transcript is spliced from 12 exons. Gene Ontology annotation, biological process: negative regulation of membrane protein ectodomain proteolysis; negative regulation of endopeptidase activity. Gene Ontology annotation, cellular component: extracellular matrix. The coding region runs from base 157 to 792 and encodes 211 amino acids. The record is from RefSeq and is a predicted model, not a curated record. NCBI's taxonomy places the organism in Eukaryota, Metazoa, Mollusca, Bivalvia, Pectinida, Pectinidae. Gene Ontology annotation, molecular function: metalloendopeptidase inhibitor activity; protease binding.